UUCCGUUCGUUAUACGUUGAAACGCCCGAAAGUGAGGAUCAUUCGCCAUUAUUAUAUAUCGACGCCACGAAAUAUCGUUCUUUCAGUUUAUAAUUUCUAUCUAACAUUAAUCAUUUCUUGACUCGUUUCCAUCUUGAAACUAAAUAUGAGCGACAUUGAAAGAAGUGGUAGUCGAAGUUCAAGCCCACGAAGACCACGUACAGCUGAUGGAGGAUUAAGGGAUUCACGUUCACAUUCAAGGUCACGUAAAUCUCGCGAACGAAAAGAAUCCCACAGGGCAGUUAAAGAAUACUCCAGAUCACGGAGCCGUUCUCUAUCGCGCAGCCGAAAGUCUUAUCGGAGUAAUAAAUACGCUAGUGCUGGUCAUCGUGGAAGUAGUCGCAGUCGCAGUCGUUCUCUUUAUAGAGGCGGUAGAUAUUCUCGCAGCAGAUCUCGAUCGUACUCACGUUCCCGCUAUUCUCGAGAACGUGAUAGGAAUAUCUAUCGAUCACAUUCUCGAAGUCCAAUGUCGACAAGAAGACGUCAUGUUGGUAACAGAGACAAUCCUUCUCCUUCUCGAUGUUUAGGUGUAUUUGGGCUUUCCAUAUUUACCACAGAACAACAAAUUCAUCACAUCUUCUCAAAACAUGGACCGGUUGAAAGUGUACAAAUUGUUAUUGACGCUAAGACAGGACGAUCCAAAGGAUUUUGCUUUGUUUAUUAUGAAUCUUCUGAAGAUGCUAAAGUAGCAAAAGAACAAUGCACAGGAAUGGAAAUUGACGGACGACGAAUAAGAGUAGACUAUUCUAUCACACAAAGAGCCCACACGCCUACACCUGGUAUUUAUAUGGGAAAACCAACGCAUCUACCUGACCGAGGAUGGGAUGGACCAAGGCGUAGAGAAAGCAGUUACAGAGGAAGCUAUCGCCGCUCUCCAAGUCCAUAUUACAGCCGACGACGAUCACGUUAUGACAGGUCGAUAUUAAGUGACCGAGUGUGAUGCGAGAGGCCAGGUGUUUGGGAGCCAUUUGUGUGACUUGACCCUAUGACCCCAAAUUUCUUCUAACUAUACCGUACCGGGUCAAAAAUGCAAACGCUACAUUCUUACUGCUGUUCUUACCUUACCUAUUUCUGCAUUAUACGCGAUUAAAUAUAUAACAUUUACGUUAUAUUAUACAAUAUCAAUUAAUGAGAUAUAACAUUUUAAUAUGCAAAGGAGUCUAGCAUAUUCUUUGCAUGAAACAGUAAGGUUGGAAUGGACACAAUAGUUAAUUUUCUUUUUCGAUAAUAUUAUGAAGAAUAGGUUUAAGUUACUCAUACUAUGAUUAUCAUGUGAAGGUUGGAAUAUGAUUGAGUUAUGAAUUUAAUUUGAAUAUUUAAUAAUUUGCUUAAAGUUGUAUUCCAGCCGUUGGACACUAGAUACCACUAACUACUAAACAUGGUAGAAAUCGGGAAAUCUGGUAUUCCUAUCCGUUUAUGAAACAAAACAAAAAAGCAAAAAAAAACCAUAAAACAAAAAAAAAUACAAAAAAAAAUUAAACCUGAAAAUAGAAAUAAGGUCUCUAACCUGUUUGUUUGUUUAUAAGGUUUUGAAUCAAGAGGUAUUGGAUGAUAGAGGGAAGUUUGAAGUUUCACUCUGAAAAAAUGAAAGUUUUGAAAAAUUGAAGACAAGAUUUCUGAAGAUGUUUGUCUUGCUCGCAUUUCAAGAUAUGAAGGUUUUUCGCGCAUGUGACAAAGAAUAUGAUCCGAAUCGCAUUCAUUUCCGCGGCUGAGAAGUCUCAAGCCUAGAAGAUCAGCAAGUACUAUAAAGCAAGCCUCAAGAGUCAGAAUCGUUGGCCCCCGACCUGGACAAAUCAGUGGUUGGGGGUGAAACUGGCUGAACGUUUCAGAAAAUGUUCAGGAAGCAUCGAAAUCUUUUCUAAGUAGGGAAGAGCGUAAGGUGCUCCAAGGUUGUUUAUACUGAUCAUAUUCUUUCUCAGUUGAUUUGAUUUACAAUACAAUAUUCGCUAUUAGAGAUUCUCCUGAAAAAUAAAUAAAAUGUUUAUAUACCUCCAUCCAUCCCAUCCCUCCACCAUCCUAAAACCUCCAUCUCCACGAAGGCAAAUUUUUUUGAUUUUAUACGCAGAUAAAACAUUAAAUAUAAAUUGGACAAUUAAUAAAUAUGAAUUUUUAUAUA
Molecule: messenger RNA, 2155 nt
Organism: Vespa velutina
Lineage: Eukaryota; Metazoa; Arthropoda; Insecta; Hymenoptera; Vespidae
Product: transformer-2 protein homolog beta
Exons: 5
Coding region: 146-979 (277 amino acids)
Biological process (GO): positive regulation of mRNA splicing, via spliceosome
Cellular component (GO): spliceosomal complex
Molecular function (GO): RNA binding
Source: RefSeq, a predicted model, not a curated record